AUGAGCGGCUUGAUGAAGAGUAGAUCAAGAGCUCUACUAAAAGUGAAGCUCCAGCAUCAACCCCAAAUUAUCUAUAGUCGACGUUUUAAACUGAACGAUAACGGGAACGACGUGAAGGGAGAGGCCAAUGAGUCUAACACUCACACCGAGAACGGCGAAAGCGAAAGAAUGGAAAAGAAAGAACAACUAGAAGAAGCAUUAAUAAAAACUCUUAAUGAAAGUCCUGGAAAUGCUCGUACCAACGGAAAACUGGAAGUGAGCACAAUAGGUGAAAGUCAGGAGGGUAAAACUGAGCCCCAUCACAUACUACCUCUCACUCCUUACCUUCCAACACUCUUACCCUUGCAUGUACAACAGAUACUUGAAAAGGUCAAUUCAAUGUCUUUCAAAGAAUUGCAAACCCAAAAGUUUUUGGAUGGUGAUAAGCCAUUCCUCUCCACUAAAGCGGACGGGUUUCUUGUGAGAAAGAAUCUUAUAAGGGAUCUUCCAGACAAGAUCGAUUUGUUUGACGAAGAAGAUAUGGAUGAGGCGCCGUCGCCCUCUCUUUCAAGAAUUUCUUCCUCUUCUCAACUGACUUCUCCGUACCCAAUGGAGACCCUUAGGGAUAUACACGAAAUAUACUCAGAUUUGAGCAAACUAGAUUCAGAUGAAUCGAUGCAUAGAAAGUACUUUGAAAAGUAUGGUAUCAGGCCGGGCCAGUCAAACGACAUUGUACAAGGUUUCAACGGUAUAAAUGAAAAGUUUCUGCUACUUAGAAGGGGAGAGACCCUCCAGUUAGGAUUAUCACCGAAUAAUUUCAGAUUCGAGAAAAAUAUGUUCAAUAUGCCUUACAAUGUUCCUGGCUUUGAUGUGUCGUUUUCUGGCAUUCCCUUAAGAUUUGGGGAGCAGAAGCUUAAAAAGAGGCAGCUCCCACUAGAAUUAGUGAAAGAUUUGCGUAUGUACACAAAGUCUGUGCCGAUCAGGAAGGGAGAUUUGGCUUUCGACACAGAGAAGGAGAAACUUAAGAAGGAAGAGGAGGAAGAAAUGUCCGUAACCAUUCACCCAAAGGUUGACACCGUGGUUAUAAUAGAUAAGGUAAAACUCUUGGAGAAGGAUUGCAUAGAAACAACAAAGUCAUUAUCCCAAUAUAAUCCAUUUCCUUCUCCUGCAGUAACCUCGGCAACUAGAUUAUCUUCAGAUUCCUCGUCCAACCCUGUCAUAUUCCCAUCCGUAAGGUCUAAAUUUGAGACAUCUGUGGAAUUCAUAAUUUCAAGAAUGCAGAGAUCCCUUGUGAAAGAGAUUGAAGUUUACUUAGGAGGCGUUUAUAAAUCGCCAGAUCUGAUCUUCAAACCAAACCUGUUUUACUUAUUCGAAAAGAAGAAACCAAAAGUGUUGACCCUAUGGAAUAAGCACGGAACUACUGAAAUCAGUUUACCGAUACAGUUGGCCAAGUUGAGCUCGUUACCAUUAAGUGUAUACUACAUUAAGACCAAGAAGGAGAAAAGAUUCUUAAGAUUGCAUUUAUUCAAGAUCUUUAUGAUCAAUUUGGAAGGGUUGAUAGACAGACUAAUUACAAUGAAAUAUCAGACGGAAGAUGAAAAGAAUUCAUUUUUAAGCAUCUUGGCGGAUAAGGUAUACACGGAAAUUGACAACGUAUUGUUGAAUGAAAUCAUUAGGGAAUUUAAGGUGCCCUCCAAGAACAUCAAGAAGAAUGACGUUGGAGUUAUAAUGUACUCUCCGUUCAAAAAUGGUCUGUUUAAGAGAAUAAUCUGGACAAGAAACGGCUGGGGAAAUUUGAAGCACCAUCAAAGAAGCAAAAUACCAACAAUUCAAGUGAAGAAAGUUGAAUUGGAAAAGGUCUUACAGAAAUGA
Dujonia railenensis is the source of this 1851-nucleotide messenger RNA. The record is from the annotation of a GenBank genome assembly. Lineage: Eukaryota; Fungi; Ascomycota; Pichiomycetes; Serinales; Debaryomycetaceae.